Agelaius phoeniceus (red-winged blackbird) is the source of this 3196-nucleotide messenger RNA. RefSeq names its product protein tyrosine kinase 7 (inactive) (gene PTK7). The record is from RefSeq and is a predicted model, not a curated record. Gene Ontology annotation, biological process: homophilic cell-cell adhesion; synapse organization; protein phosphorylation. Gene Ontology annotation, molecular function: axon guidance receptor activity; protein tyrosine kinase activity; ATP binding. Gene Ontology annotation, cellular component: plasma membrane; neuronal cell body; axon. Lineage: Eukaryota; Metazoa; Chordata; Aves; Passeriformes; Icteridae.
AUGCCCUCCCUUUUCUGCCUUGCAGCCGUGGGCACGCAGGCGAGCAUCCUUUUCACCAAAGAGCCGUACUCGCAGGAUGCCCUGCACGGCCGCAGCGCCAUCCUCCGCUGCGAGGUGAAGGAGCCGGCGGACGUGGAGUUCCAGUGGCUGCAGGACGGAAUUCCCGUCCAGGACACGGAGCAGCGCUUCAAGGAGGGCAGCAACCUCCAGUUUGCCGCCGUGGAUCGGCACCGGGACGCCGGGCUCUUCCAGUGCCUGGCGAGGAACGUGCUCACCGGGGAGGAGGCGCGCACGGCCAACGCCUCCUUCAACAUCAAGUGGAUUGAGACAGGCAGUGUGGUUCUGAAGCAGCCGGCCAGCGUAGCUGAGAUCCAGCCCUCCUCCACAGUGGUGCUGCGGUGUCACAUCGAUGGCCACCCACGCCCCAUGUGGCAGUGGUUCCGGGACGGUGUCCCCCUCUCGGAGAGCCACAGCUCCUACUCUGUCAGCAACAAGGAGCGGACACUGACCCUGCCGAGCGCCAGCCCCGAUGACAACGGGCUCUACUCCUGCUGCGCCCGCAGCGCCGUCGGCUCCGUCUGCAGCCACAACAACUUCACGCUCAAUGUCAUCGAUGAGAGCUUUCCUCAGGCAGUGAUCGUCCCUCAGGACCUCAUCGUGACCAAGAACGAAGAGGCCAUGUUUGACUGCCAGUUUGCAGCUGUGCCCCCUCCCACGCAGGAAUGGCUCUUUGAAGACAACCCUGUCACCAACAGAUCCAAGACCACCGUGUUUGCCAAUGGCUCCCUGCUGAUCACCCAGGUGAGGGCUCGCAGCACCGGUGUCUACAAGUGCGUUGGCCACGGGCAGAGGGGGAAGAGUCUCGUGCUGAAGGCAACUCUGCGGCUGGCAGAGAUUGAAGACAUGGCGCCCUUCUCCCCAAAGGUGUUGACAGCAAACCAGGGGCACCGCGUUUCCUGCACUGCCCCACAAGGCAUACCCACACCCCAGGUCUGGUGGGAGAGAAACCAGGAACGAGUUCCCACUGCUGGCAGGGUGUACCAAGAGGCAGAGCAGCUCAUUUUCACCAGUAUCACAGAGAUGGAUGCAGGGAUCUACACGUGCCACGCUGCCAACAAGGCUGGAGAGAAGAAACAGGAGCUAAGCAUCACUGUGGCUACGGUACCCAAAUGGGUGGAGAUGCCCAAGGACAGCCAGCUGGAGGAGAGCAAGCCAGGAUACCUGCACUGCCUCAGCAAGGCCUCCCUGAAACCCACCGUCACCUGGUACCGCAAUGGCGUCUCCAUUUCUGAGGACUCGCGGUUUGAGAUCUCGGAGAACGGGACGCUGCGCAUCAACAACGUGGAGGUGUACGACGGCACCAUGUACAAGUGUGUGAGCAGCACCCCGGCGGGCAGCAUCGAGGGAUACGCGCGCGUGCACGUGCUGGAGAAGCUGAAGUUCACGCCGCCACCUCAGCCCCUGCAGUGCAUGGAGUUUGAUAAGGAGGUUACAGUGUCCUGCUCGGCCACGGGCCGGGAAAAACCCACCAUCCAGUGGACUAAGACAGAUGGGAGCAGCCUGCCAUCCCACGUCAGCCACAAUGCUGGCAUCCUGUCCUUCCACAAGGUGAGCAGGAGCGACUCAGGGAACUACACGUGCAUCGCCUCCAACAGGCCGCAGGGCGAGAUCCGCGCCACCGUGCAGCUCGUGGUAGCAGUUUACGUCACCUUCAAGCUGGAGCCAGAGCCCACAACGGUGUACCCGGGCCACACAGCCAUGUUCCAGUGCCAGGCAGAGGGGGACCCCGUACCGCACAUCCAGUGGAAAGGGAAGGACAAGAUUUUGGAUCCUGGCAAGCUCCUGCCCAGGAUUCAGAUCAUGCCCAAUGGCUCCUUGGUGAUUUACGACGUCACCUCCGAGGACUCAGGAAAAUACACCUGCAUCGCUGGCAACAGCUGCAAUAUCAAGCACCGGGAGGCAUUCCUCUAUGUUGUAGACAAGCCAGCAGCAGAAGAGGAUGAGGGACCUGCCAGCCACACACCCUACAAGAUGAUCCAGACCAUUGGGCUCUCAGUGGGGGCAGCUGUUGCCUACAUUAUUAUUGUGCUGGGGCUGAUGUUCUACUGUAAGAAGAGGAGAAAAGCCAAGAGGCUGAAGAAGCACCCAGAGGGCGAGGAGCCUGAGAUGGAGUGUCUGAACGGCGGUGCUUUGCUGCAGAAUGGGCAGAUGACAGCAGAGAUUCAGGAAGAAGUGGCCUUGACCAGCCUGGGCAGCAGCUCUGGGGCCAGCAAGCGCCACAGCGCUACGGACAAGAUGCACUUUCCACGUUCCAACCUGCAGACAAUCACAACCCUGGGCAGGGGGGAGUUUGGUGAAGUGUUCCUGGCCAAGGCCAAAGGUGCAGAAGAUGGUGAGGGCGAGGUGCUGGUGCUGGUGAAGAGCCUGCAGACGAGGGAUGAGCAGCUGCAGCUGGAUUUCCGGCGGGAGGCAGAGAUGUUUGGGAAGCUGAACCACGCCAACGUGGUGCGGCUGCUGGGGCUGUGCCGUGAGGCUGAGCCUCACUACAUGGUCCUGGAGUACGUGGACCUGGGGGACCUGAAGCAGUUUCUGAGAAUCUCCAAAAGCAAAGAUGAGUCUCUGAAGCCACAGCCACUCACUACCAAACACAAGGUGUCUCUCUGCACACAGGUGGCCCUGGGCAUGGAGCACCUCUCCAACGGCAGGUUCGUGCACCGGGAUUUGGCAGCCAGGAAUUGCCUGGUCAGCGCACAGCGCCAGGUCAAGGUCUCCUCCCUGAGCCUCAGCAAGGACGUGUACAACAGCGAGUACUACCACUUCCGCCAGGCCUGGAUCCCGCUGCGCUGGAUGCCACCUGAGGCCGUGCUGGAAGAUGAGUUCUCCACUAAGUCGGAUGUGUGGUCCUUUGGGGUGCUCAUGUGGGAGGUCUUCACGCAUGGGGAGAUGCCCUACACUCCACUGGCAGAUGAUGAGGUGCUAGCAGGUCUCCAGUCAGGGAAGACGAAGCUCCCGCCCCCCGAGGGCUGCCCGUCCCGCCUGGCCAAGCUGAUGCAGCGCUGCUGGGCCCCCAGCCCCAAGGACCGGCCCUCCUUCAGCGAGCUUGCCACCACCCUGGGGGACAGCCCAGCUGACAGCAAAGCCUGAGCACCCCAGCCCUUGCUGGUGAAGGAUGUGGCGGGGUGGACAGGGGUCUGUG